UUUAUUUUGCGCUGAUAAUCUGUGAACUAUGAGACAGAUUCUACCUCGUAGUCAGAGUGCAGAUGAGCAGUUCACCCUUAAGAACGAACUGAGAAGCAGGUGUGCAUCCUAAAAGACAUCAGAGCUUGUUCUUUUCAGUGAUCUGUAAACCUAUGAAAUCAUUGCUCCUUUAACUCAGAGCUGAUCAUGGGAGCUUCACAGAGCAAGGAUAAGAUGCAGUGCAACAGUUACCUGAAUGGAAAAGGUCCUCCGCCGCUGACUGGGUCAGAUGGCCAACCAUCAAACAACCACAAAAAGAAUGGUCUGAUAAAACAAGGAAACCAGCCAGACGGAGGGCAGAUGACAUGGGAUAUCGAGAGACGGAGUUUGCCGGGAUAUGCUGACUGUGACACCAUUAAAAUUACCUAUCAUUUUGAUGAUGGAAUCCAGUCGGACAAGCAUCCUCAUCCAGGACACAGCUACAAGGGCACUAACUUUGUAGCCUUCCUGCCUCAGAACACCACAGGGACCAAGAUUCUCCGAAAACUGGAGUGUGCCUUCGAACACAAGCUGCUGUUCACUGUGGCGGCCAGUAACAAUAGUGAAUACUGCGUGAUGUCUGCAGAUAUACCAUUCAAGACUGUGAAAAGCGGGGGACCUGAAAGCUUGGGCUAUCCAGAUCCAGCGUACUUGAAAUCAGUAAUGAAAAGCCUCAAGGAAAAGGGGAUCAAAUGAGAGAAGAUAAACUACUAUGACUACAAUGGUUGAUUCCCAACCUCAUCAUAACCCUGCAUGAUCAAGAUAUGGAUAUGGAUGUGGCAUGAUUACAAGGAGUUUGACAUGUCUAAAUCUACAGAACAUGAUCAAGACUGAUAAAUUUGAGGACCUUUAUAUGCCAGAAACUGGGUUGCAAUGACGCACAUGGCGACAUUUUUUAGAUGUAGUGUAUUUUCUAUUAAAAAGAUGAAGCAUGUAAGUAAGACAGUAUUGUAUACACUGCAACCCAUUGUACAGUAUGUUUGUUUAAAAUGUUAAA
Labeo rohita (rohu) is the source of this 1015-nucleotide messenger RNA. RefSeq names its product deltex E3 ubiquitin ligase 3L a (gene dtx3la). Bases 187 to 714 code for a protein of 175 amino acids. Gene Ontology annotation, biological process: Notch signaling pathway; protein ubiquitination. NCBI's taxonomy places the organism in Eukaryota, Metazoa, Chordata, Actinopteri, Cypriniformes, Cyprinidae. The record is from RefSeq and is a predicted model, not a curated record. The transcript has 5 exons.